This is a messenger RNA of Pantherophis guttatus, 889 nucleotides long. It is a transcript of the gene RNF7, whose product is annotated as ring finger protein 7. Gene Ontology annotation, molecular function: zinc ion binding. Lineage: Eukaryota; Metazoa; Chordata; Lepidosauria; Squamata; Colubridae. The record is from RefSeq and is a predicted model, not a curated record.
GAGCCGGGCGGGGCAGCCAAGCCGCCUUCGCCACCGCCUCCUCCCGCCCACAGCCAUGGCCGACGUGGAGGACGGAGACGAGCCCGGCAUUUCUACUUCUCACUCGGGUUCUUCCGGUGCCAAAGCUGGCGGCGCCGACAAAAUGUUCUCGCUGAAGAAGUGGAACGCCGUGGCCAUGUGGAGCUGGGACGUCGAGUGCGACACCUGCGCCAUCUGCCGGGUGCAGGUCAUGGAUGCCUGUCUUAGAUGCCAAGCUGAAAACAAACAAGAAGAUUGUGUUGUGGUCUGGGGAGAGUGUAAUCAUUCGUUCCACAAUUGCUGCAUGUCACUGUGGGUGAAACAGAACAACCGUUGUCCCCUCUGCCAGCAGGACUGGGUAGUCCAAAGAAUAGGCAAAUAACAUGGUUUUCAGCUAUUGCACCAAAAUUGUUUGAAAUGAUAUACAACUAGUGGUAUACUUUCUCUAUGAAGGAAGUCACAGUGUGGCGAAUUCCAUCAUAUUUAUUUAUGUCUACACAGGGACUUGGGUUUGAAUUUUUUGUAUAAGUUUACUGGUUUUUUGGUCUUUAAAAAUCUUCCAUCAGGAACUUAGCUGCAGUAUUUAAGAAUAUAUGUAAAUAUUUAAUAUGAACACUUCAUUUAUUUGGGAAUUAUUUAGGGCUUAUAAGUCUAUGGUUAGUAAUAUGAGUAACUUCAGCCUGAAAUGUUGUUUUUUUUUCAAAAUGAAGUUAUUAGUUAAUAAAUGAGGUGCAUUUUUUUAUUUUUGGUUUUAUCAUUAUUUAGGUAUUGAUUAAUGCUUGUUAUUAUAGUGCUUUAAGUUGAAAUUGAAUUAGCUGCCUUUUCAAAUAUGUACUUUCUUCACACUCAAUUAAACCUUUUAUCCUUGUGA